AUGGCACAACCUGAAAUGAGUGAGGCUGACCAAAUCAAAACAUUCAAAGACUUCUUGGUCCAGUACAACAAGCUGUCUGAGUUGUGCUUCAAUGACUGCAUACAUGACUUCACCACGAGAUCACUGAAGCCAUCGGAGGAUAAAUGCACAAUGAAUUGCAUGGAGAAAUAUCUCAGAACAAAUCAGCGGGUGUCACAAAGAUUCCACGAGUUCCAAAUGCUGGCUAAUGAAAAUAUGCUUGCACUAGCACAGAAGACAGGUCAAAGUUAG
Spodoptera littoralis (African cotton leafworm) is the source of this 270-nucleotide messenger RNA. NCBI's taxonomy places the organism in Eukaryota, Metazoa, Arthropoda, Insecta, Lepidoptera, Noctuidae. The record is from the annotation of a GenBank genome assembly.